AUGGGGAUGUUUGGCUUUUGGGUUCAUGACCUACACAAGACCAGUCAGCUCGACAUUAGGUUGUCCAACACAGAUAGAAACUUGGGCAACAUUUUGCGAGCCCCCGAAGGCCAUCUACUUCCCAUCGACCACGGCUACUGCCUGCCUAAUAAAUAUGGUGAUGUGACAAUUGAGUGGCUAUAUUGGGAUCAAGCUAAGCUGCCGUAUGGCUCGGACGUUAUUGAAUACGUCAACACUUUAGAUGCUGAGAUUGAUAUACAACUAUUGAAGCGUUAUGGGUGGAAUAUACCGCAUGGUUGUGCGCGGACUCUACGAAUUUCCACUAUGCUUCUCAAGAAGGGGGUGAAGAGAGGACUCUCUCCCUUUGACCUCGGAAGCAUCCUUUCCAGGACGGGUUAUAAUACACUAUCUCUCAUUGAAAAGAUCAUGCAAGAAGUAGAAGUAGUUAGUGAGGCCUCAUUUCUGAAAACGGUGUCAUCCAUCAUGGAUCGACACCUUGCCAACAGAUUUGGUGACCUUUAG
Messenger RNA from Fragaria vesca subsp. vesca, 522 nucleotides. Its product is annotated as probable phosphatidylinositol 4-kinase type 2-beta At1g26270-like. Bases 1 to 522 code for a protein of 173 amino acids. The record is from RefSeq and is a predicted model, not a curated record. Lineage: Eukaryota; Viridiplantae; Streptophyta; Magnoliopsida; Rosales; Rosaceae. The transcript is spliced from 2 exons.